UAGCUGCAACAUUCUACCAACUUUUAAAGGGAAAGACGAGAAGGUGGCCUGAAUGAAUGGAAUACUUUUUUUUUAUGGUUGAAAAUCGGAGGGACAGACUGAGACUAGGCGUGGAAUUACGUCGCCGACUUCAAAUUGCUUCACUUGCGCGAAUGCAAUGUAGAAUAAGUCAAUGGACGAAAGUUGCAACAGAGUAGUCUGUGCUUCUUUCACCUAUGGUAUAAUGGACGAUUAAAAUAAAUAGUAGUAUUAUCGUGAGCUGGUGAGAGGGAGGGGUGAACGCUACGGUGGUUGCACAGUUCAAGCCUAUUUAUGACGUGGAUGUCGAAAAUAAUGAUUUUCGUGCAGCAACAGGUUACUGCUGCAUAGUGGAGUAAACUAUAACAGCGUGUCCUUUUGUCAUAUUGCAGAAUUUACCUUUAGGCGGUGUUUAUUACUUGUGUGAGACCUAUUCUGCACCAGUCAGCCAUUAGCCUAUUCCAUUUUGGUGGAGACUGAGUCAGCCGUGUGACAGGUUAGUUUAUUCACGAAAGGUUGGAUUUAUUUCAAUGCAUUGUUUUUUAACAGGUUGACUGCAGUGCUCUCAAGCUAACUUAUUUACAUAGAACGAAUACACGAGCACGCACGGCGUUCCAAAAAAAGAAGACAGUGGUUUUAGGCGAAAUGGAGAGUGAUAAAAUGGCACAUUAAUGUUAAAUGCAAACUUCAAGACCAGACCAUCGGAAUCUACCAUUCAUUGAGAACAGACAUGAAGACGACCAACCAUAGGUGAUCUUCUCCCCUGGGAUGUGUUGUUGGUGAGUUUUCAGGCGUAGAACCAAAAACAAUACUUAAAUGGUUCCAAACAAGUGGACCAUGAAUUCAGUUCUACAGCACAAGUCACCGCCAAAGAGUUGGCUUCGUCUCCGACUACGACUCAAUGAGAAGCCCGUUCAGGAGGAGGACUGGGUGGUGUGCCAGCACGCUGAAUGCCCCGACCGUCGACGAGCCUCGAAGAUUUCCAUAGAAUACCCUUAAUUUGUCCAGUCAGCUGACAAAACUGUACCUGUCAGAGGAUGGCACGGCAAAGCCUUGUUCCUUCACUUUUGCAGCAUGAGCCCUGGCUGGCGUGGCGGGAGUUGAGGUCACCUGUCCUGUUCACUGAAUCAAUCCAGGCUGUUCUGAGGUACUGGCAGUGCCUACUAUAGCUGUCUACAAGUCGAGUCAUCAUCACAUUAUUCAACACUACCUGUACUGAGGUGUGCCACCACUCGGACUGCCAGGACCUGAACAACAAGAGCCCACUUAAUUUGUGUGAGUCAUGUGACUCCCGCUGCCACCUGGAAGACACAGACAACAUGCACUUUGACCGACACCCCCGCUUUGACCUGCAACCCCAAGGUUCCAUCCUGGCCCGGAAUGUGUCGACGCGCUCCUGUCCCCCCCCCACCAGCCCCCCCUCUGACCUGGAGGAGGAGGAUGAAGGGGCCAACAACCAAGGGGAGCGUAAAACUGGGGGUCUGAAGUUGGUGAAGAAGAAACCACGGCGACGGCACACAGAUGACCCCAGAAAGGAGUGCUUCAGCCUCAAGUUUGAUCUGAACGUGGACAUUGACACAGAGAUCGUCCCCGCUGUGAAAAAGAAGACCCUGAGGGAGGUGCUGGGCCCUGUGUUUGAACGAAAAGGUAUUGAGUUAUCCCGGGUAGAUCUGUUCCUAGACCAGUCCAACACUCCGCUGUCCCUCAACUUUGAGGCCUACCGCUUCGGGGGCCACUAUCUCAAGGUCAAAGCACGGCCAGGUGAUGAGCUGAAGGUGGAGCAGGGAGUGAAGGACCUGCGCUCGCUCAGUCUGCCCAACAUGAAACCCUCCUCUGGGGUUCAGAGCCCCUACAUCCUCACUGCGGGCAGCGAGAGGGUGGAGCACGGCUCUCUGGGACGCAUGAAGAGCAACGUUGACCUACUGGUCAGCGCAGCCUCUACUACAGGUCAGGCGCGUCGCAGGAAAAACAUGACAGAGUUCCUUGGGGACGCCAGCAUCCCGUCUCCGGACUCCUUGGCCGGGCUGAGCGGCUCUCUGCCAGGCGUAGGACCUGGACCGGACAGCUGGAAGAACCGUGCAGCCAGCCGCUUCUCUGGCUUCUUCAGCUCCAACGCUGUAGCAGGGGCUUUCGGAAAGGAGAUGGACCGCAUGGAGCAGCUCCAGAAUAAGCUGCAGUCGUACACUCUUUUUGGCCUUCCCAAGGUUCCUCCUCAGCUGUCCUUCCACCAGGACUCCUGGGAAGAGGAAGAAGAGGAGACAAGCUUUGCCCUGGAGGACAGCUGGACGCAGCUACUGGACCAUCCUGAGACUUUGACCAGACGCCAGUUCCAUCAGCAGGAGGCUAUCUGGGAGCUUCUGCACACUGAGGCCACCUACAUCAAGAAACUACGAGUCAUCACUGAUUUGUUCCUGUGUGGGCUGUUGAACCUGCAGGAGAGUGGUCUGCUGACAGAGGUGGAGCCAAUGCGUCUCUUCAGUAACAUCCAGGACAUUGUGCGUCUACACACUGCCCUUUGGAGCCAGGUGAUGCUGCCCGCCCUGGAAAUUGCUCGGCAGGCCAGGACCCUUCUCAACCCUGUUGACCUCCACCAUGGCUUCAGGACGAUUGGCUCCCGUUUCAAGCCCUACAUCCGUUACUGCAUGGAGGAAGAGGCCAGCCUGGAGUACAUGAGAUCACUACACAGGGACAACGAGCUCUUCAGGAUCUACGUCACGUGGGCUGAGACUCAUAAGCAGUGUAAUCGUCUUAAGCUUGCUGACAUGCUGGCCAAACCCCACCAGAGACUCACCAAGUACCCCCUACUGCUGAAGGCUGUUCUCAAGAAGACUGACGACUCAUCAUCCCGCGACGCCGUCAGCGGCAUGGUGGCGUGUGUGGAAGGCUUUAUCAACAGUGUGGACUCUCAGAUGCGUCAGCGGGAGGAGCGGCAAAAGCUAGCCACCAUCUCUGGACGCAUUGACUCCUACGAAGCAGUGGAGGGGAGCAGCGAGGAGGUGGAGAAGAUACUGCGUGAGUUUAACUGCUUUGACCUGAUGGCUCCUAUGAGAGGCACAUCACCAGAGGAGACUAGACAACUCCAUCUAGAGGGGGCACUGCGCAUGAAGGAGGGAAAAGACAGCAGGAUGGACGUCUACUGCUUCCUCUUCACGGACCUGCUGCUCAUCACCAAGCCAGUGAAGAAGGUUGAGAAGGUCAAGGUGAUCAGACAGCCACUCCUCAUCCACAAUGUUGUCUGCAAGGAACUCAAGGACCCUGGGUCCUUAAUUAUCAUCUACCUCAAUGAGUUCAAGAGUGCCGUGGCAGCCUACACAUUCCAGGCCAACAGCGCCACCCAGGGGCGAAGCUGGGUAGAUGCCAUCUGCAACGUCCAGAACCAGCUCGAGAGACUGCGGACUGAAGAGGUUCUCAGGCAGCAGACCACCUUACAGCACCGGCUACAUGGAGAGGAAGAAGAGGAGGAGGUGGUAGACGAGAGUAGCAACUCCACCGCCAGCUCUCCCGGCACAAGACACAAAGACGAGCAGGGACCAAGUCAUUCGGACGGCUCCACAGAGACCCUGUCAGUCAUGGACAUAGGAGAAGACUUAGGAGGGCACCCAGACCCCUCUGCCCCACACACAGACCCAGGCGGACCCUUAGAGAAAAGCCUAGUUACCCAACCUAUUGGCCCUGAGCCCCUGCACUGCCACCCUGCUAGCCCCCUGGACCCAGACCGGGACCCUGAGCAAGAGCAGGAGGGGGGUCUGGAGGGAGGGGAGGGUCAGCUGGAACCUCAGUGUCGCUCUCUGUCCAUGGAUAGUGCCUACGGUACCCUCUCCCCAGAGUCCCUCUUGAGAGAGCUGGACCUGCAGACACGGCCAGGCCAGAGCGAUGGAGAGGAGACCGAAGAGGAGGGAGAGGUGGAGAGCCACGAUGUGGGUGUGAAGUUGGACAAGAAGGUGGAAAUGGAACUGGUAGAGGAAGGAGGAGAGGAAGAGGAUUCAACCUCGCUUUGUUCCCAGCUGUCAGUGGUUCAGUCUCUGAAGCCUCGGCGACGCCCCCCGGUGACUCCCCGCCUCCACUGCUUCCAGAGCCGAAACAUCAAGUCCCGUUCAGAGGACAACCUCCUACAGCUUUUCCACGACAACGUCUCUGUCUCCUGGAUACACACCCGCAGCCCUACAGUCCAGGAACAAUCAGAACACAGGAGAGAACAGGCGGAUUGCCUGGCCCAUAGUAAGAGCCUAUCAGAACUUGGCCGAGCCCGUGACCUCACUGGGCUGUUUCAGAUUGACCUCGACUCAGAACAGACUGAUGAUGACUUCCUCACCCUGAGCAUGCCCUCUAGUAAGCUAUGUGACACCCUGAGGAGGGCAGAGGCCCGCAAGAGGGCUCUGGGUGCAGCUGAGGCCUGCGAAGGCAGCAGGAGCCUGGCCAACAGUAGCGGCUCGGCGGUGGCGCCAUCUGGAGGACAGGAAGGGAAGUGCAGUAAGUCGUUGACAGCCGGUGGCCCAGAGGAGCAGUCAUUGGCCAAAAGCAGAAAGUCCCCGGCCCAGCAGCACAAGAAGCUGACCCUUGCCCAGCUCUAUAGGAUACGCACCACCCUAGUGCUCAACUCUACGCUCACCGCAUCGGAGGUGUAACCACUGACAGACAACCAACCAACUAGUGACACCUGAGCAUGAAGAGGAACUACACUUGGUGGUGUCUGCGUGGAGGGGACUGAAUUCCUUGACACAAAUGCACUCUCUCAGAUGCCUUUUCCCUUUAUAUUGCCUGUUGGACAGUGUCUGCUGCACAGUUUUGCUAUCUGACAAUAAGAAUAUUAUUUGCUGUUGCAUUUGGUUUCAGUUUAUUGCGAGGGGAAAGGCAGAGAGACAUUUAAAUGCUUGCACUUUGAAACGGACGGACAUGGCGUUGAGGGGAGCCGAGGCUGGGACCUUUGGGUGGACUGGACAGUUACUGGUGUGGGGUAACACUACCGGCCACCCAAUUAAAGGAGACUGUAAGAGGGGUCGUCCAGGCAUAGAUCUACCUGCUUCAUUCUGCUAUGGACCGGACUGGAUCAGAGAAGAUGUAAGAAAGGCUUGGAUGGCCCAAAAACUCUUAACUCUUAAGUUAUGAAAAAAAAAGUGCACAGUUCCCGAAAUAUACCUGCUCUGUAGAAUGUGGUUGAAAAUACCGGCUCUCUAGAAUGUGGUUGAAAAUAACUGCUCUCUAGAAUGUGGUUAAAAAUAACUUUUCUCAUGAAUGUGGUUGAAAAUAACGGCUCUCUAGAAUGUGGUUAAAAAUACCAGCUCUUUAGAAUGUGGUGGUUGAAUUGCAGCAUUUAGGAUGUCAUGGUAUUUGUACUCCUCCUGGUUCGCUUUUGACAAAACAAUACAUGUUGCACAAUGGUAUCUUUGUGUUAAAUAGAAGAAUCACAAAGGGAAUUACUUUACAUUCACAGUGCACACUUUGAAUUUGCUAUGUGUGUGUGUGGGGGGGGGUUAUGUCUGUGUUUGAAUGAAACAUUGUUCUAAACUCCUGACUGAACCAAAAAUACUUCCUUCGUGAUUUCCAUCCUCUGUGAGUAAUGACAACAUACCCAAAGAUGUAAAGACCUGACUAGCCAGUAGAUUUCAAACUAAAGGUUAACUUACAAGUGUUCAAACAACCAUAACAAACAGAACAUAAUGUAUUACUGUAUGUUAUCAACUGCUGUGUGUUUUCAAAUGUACACAGGCAACUAUUACAUUUUCAAAGUGGCUGCGUUUAAGACAUGGAAUAUUCUCUGGGCUUUGUAUUUUCUACUGGGCUGCUGCAGCCAUUUUUUCAAUGAAUAGUGGUUGUAUGAUUUAACUAUGAGAUGAUGAUGAUCUGGUUUUCCAUUCUCAGAUGAACCCUUGGUUAUUGGGUGGAAUGGAGUUGUUUUGAGGAAACAUUACUGCACCAAUGUAGAACGACGUGAGCAUGCACUCACAACCUGCAGCCUACAUUAGAACAAACAGCAGCAGGUAGAAUGUGGUGAUUGUAAAAAAGCAGUCUACACUAAAAAGUAUUCCAUGUCAUGAUGAGCUUGGAGCACUUUUUGAGACAUUGGAUAUUUUGUGUUUAUUUAAUGUACAGUAACUUAGAAACUGAAAACAAUGGUUUGGUGUUGCAUAUUAUUCAUGAAUGAGUUUUCUUUGAAUGGUUUUCUGUCCACACUAAUAGGAGAAGUGAUUUGGCGGCAGCAUUGACCACCAUAGUAGACUAACAUGGUCUAACUGACAUGCAGCUUGUUCUUAUUGAUGAUUUAAUGAGUUGUUGAAAAACCCUCCUUGUCAAGUGUUUCCCAAACUAAAUAGUUUAACAUUUGUUUACUUCUAGUUUUUGUUUAUUUGUAAUAUUUAUUAAGCUUGCUAUGUUUAUAUAUAUAUAAAUUCUUUGAUUUUAUGACUUGUACAUUUUGUCUUAAUAUUUUAUUUCUUGUUUUUCAUAUCAGGAAUGAUGAAUCUACUAUGUACCAAAACCAUUUGUUUUCCCUUUCAGGAAUGUCUCUAAAGUGUCUUACCAAAUAAAAAAUGAUCAUCAAAUGUUA
Messenger RNA from Oncorhynchus mykiss (rainbow trout), 6562 nucleotides. Lineage: Eukaryota; Metazoa; Chordata; Actinopteri; Salmoniformes; Salmonidae. The record is from RefSeq and is a predicted model, not a curated record.